This is a messenger RNA of Prorocentrum cordatum, 3558 nucleotides long. Lineage: Eukaryota; Dinophyceae; Prorocentrales; Prorocentraceae. The record is from the annotation of a GenBank genome assembly.
AUGGCGCCCGCACCGCCGAUGGCGAGAGUGCUGCGCGGACCCCGCGAGCCUGUGUGGGGCUGCCAGUGUGGGAAGAACAACAACUGGGCGUGCCGCAUCGUGUGCUCCUGCGGGCGGCAGGCGUCUCAGAAGGUCGCCAACGCCGCCAAGAAAGCGGACCAGGAGGCACGGGACAAGAAGCCUUCACAGAGGGCAGGCGGCACAGGGCUCGUGCGGAAGCCUGCCCCAUGGUCCAAGGAGUACGGCCUCACGAAGAAGCAGAUCCGCGAGCUGGUGCUGCAGUGCAUCUCCCAGCAGGCUGGCAGCCCCAAGUGGGCCCCUGCGUCUACGGCACCAGCGUCGUCAGGAGUGGGAGCUGGCAGCAAGGAGCAGACGCAGCAGGGGCAGGGCAAUAUCCAGCAGCGCACGGAGCUCCAGGCGAAGAUCAAUUUCCACGAGAAGUGCAUCAAGGAGUGCAAGAUCGUGGAGGCGGAGGGCGGCCCAAUUCACCUCCUGCACCAGCGGGCUCUCGACGUCCUUCGGCAGCAGGCGCGUGAAUUGCGCCCCCCAGGCGCUGCGUACAAGGCCUCGUCCCAGAAGCUCGCGAGGUGCAUGCAGCAGCUGGACCGCUUCACCAGCGACCUGCAGGGCCUCGAGGCGCAGCUGGCGGCUACCCAGCGCAAGAUCCAGGACAAGCAGGAGGCCAUCGCUGCAAAGCAUGCUGAAGUGGAGGUCCUGCGCAAAGAGAAUGCAAAGCACGAGCAGACCAUGCAGGCCGCACGGGGUGAGAAGCCCAACCCAGUCAUCAAGGAGGAGGACUUGGUGGGUUUCGACCUCGCCGAGCAGCUCGACGACGGCGCAAAGGAGGCCCUCGAGCAAUUCAAGGCGAGCCCCCAUUUCGACAAGAUCCAGGCGGCCCUCCGCAAGCAGGCGGCAGAGAAGCUGGCUACAGCCAUGGCUGAGGAACCUGGUGCUCAUGCUCCUCAUGCUGAGGGCGGUGGCGCAGGAGCACUGGUCAAGGAUGACGUCGGCGCCCUCUGGCAGCAGCUCCUCAGCAGCGGGCAGCAGCCGCCUUCGGACUGGACCAAGGAGAAGCUGGACGACGCGUUCACGCAGGCACGCUGCCUGGGUAACCCGCCCUUGGUCAGCGGGCUACUGGCCGCCAGCGCGGGCGCCAAGCAGCUACAUGUGCCAGCAGCGGUCACUGUCACGCACACCUUCGAGACCUUCAACGCCAACCAGGGAAAGCUAACCCUCCAGAAGCGGCUGCGAAGGUCAACAGCUAUGGUCAUCAUGGCCCAGGAGAUCGGCUACGGCAUCGAUGACUGCGAGAGCCUCUCUUCAUGGGCAACGGCACGUGGCUGGCAAAGCCUCAUCGUGCCAGGGCUGCCCUCACGAGGGCAUCUCCCCUCUGCAGGCCUGGCAGUGUUUGCCAGGGAGGGGAUCGGGCUGCGCGGGCCCACGUACCCCGGCGACGCCCCGCCCAGACGUGCAGGCAGCGUCAACGAGACCAUCUCGCACGGCACCGAGCUAGUCCGCGGCAGGGCUCAGCACGUCGUCGUGGAGCUGCCGAACUGGCCGCCGCUCAACGUCGUCAACGUCUACCUCCACACAGGGGAGGGCAUGAGCAGCCGCAACGCCAGCAUCCUCAUGACGGUGGGGAUCGCGCUCGCGGGCCAGAGGCACCCUGGCAUCAUCGGCGGCGACUGGAACAUGGACGUACAGGUUGUCAAGAACUCUGGUUUCCCCGUGCACGCGCAGCUGGAGAUGGUCACCCCGAGGCACGCAACUUGCAGAACAGCGGCAUCGGUCUCCACCAUCGACUACUUCGGGCUAACCACGGGCUCCAUGCGCAUGCUAGCAGCUUGCAAGGCCGACUUGACCUGGGCAGUAAAGCCGCAUCGACCAGUUCAGUUACAACUGACAGCGGAGGGCACCAAGCCCAGGUACCUCACCUACGUCGGAGGCGCGAAGAUACCAGCGCAGACUGUGCACGGCCCAUUCCUCGAGGAGAGCAGCUGGUCCCUGGAGCGCAGCUUUGCUGAGCAGGCGCUGAUUUUGGCAAAGGAGGCGCCCGCUGCUGUCGCCUGGCGCUUUCUCUCGAAGGCUUGGGGCCGAUGGGCGACCAGAGCGGCCUCGAGGCUCGGGCAUCUCACAGCUACGGAGAUGCGGGCCAGCGCCUACGCUCGCCCGCUUCAAGCCAAGUGGGUCGAGCGUGAGCACCAGGUCCUCACGGAGGAGGAAGUGCAGGCAAUCGCGGAUGGAUGGAAGUGGCUGCAGGAUUGCCUGGCGGGCCUCUCCACUGCGAAGGCGAAAGCCAGGACACCUGAAGGCCGACAGGUUCUCGACAACGAGGUGCAAGGCUUCCUCACUGGUGACUACUGUGGCCAGAACCUCAGCGCGCGGUUUGACGCAUCUGCGCGGCAAGCUCGACAGCUAGCGCAGAGGAAUUUCAGCAGUGAGGACAUCAUGACUUUCUCGGAAGACAUUGAAGAGGAUGUCAAAUUCGCCAUGCAGCAAGCGAACAAGGAAUCUUCGAAGCGCUGGAAAGAGUGGUGUGACGGGGCCUGCGCUGGCGGAGCGAGGAAGCUUCACAAGGUCACGCGAGUACGAGAGGUUCAGGCCCCCACUACGGUCAAUGACUCGGAGAACGGCAUCACAGGGCACCCGCACUUCGUAGUCAAGGAUAUGGAGGAUACGCACGCAGCGCUGUGGAAGGCGGUGAAGGAGGCUCCCCAGGCGUGGAUUCCUGACAGGUCGACCCUAGAACGAGAUGGCUACGCAGACGUGGUCAUAAAGGCGCACGCCAUUGAGCAGUACGACGUAUACGUCACGCUCCACCCGCUGGUCAGGUUCGCGUCCUACAUCGACGACACCUCCCUCGGCACCAACGGGGCCACCAAGGAGAACGUCAUCCUGCAAGCGGUCGAGGCGGGCAAUGCCUUUUUCAAGGUAGCUAAGAAGCUCGGCGCCCGCAUCAAUGAUAAGCUGGCGGUGGUGGCCAGCUCAGAUGAUAUUGGGAAGGAAGUGGUGCGGCAGCUGAAGUUACCCACAGACAUGAAUCGCAGUCGGGCAACCUACCUGGGCACGGACUUCGCGGGAGCACGGAGAAGGCGAGGGAAGCUCCUACGCGCCAAGCAGCAGGCGCGCCAUAAGAUCUACAAGCAGAGGCUGCGCAAGCUGGGCAGCUUUCGACAUCGACUUCCAGGACAGCAGACGCAGCGGACGGCCAAGAUCUUCCGAGCUGGAGCUCGACCAGCGGCCACCUUCGGCGUGGAGACCAACGGGCUCACAGACAGGGAGCUCCACAAGAUGCGCACGGACUUCGGCAAGUUCAGCAGACCCUGUCAUGGGGGCGUCUCGGCCUCGGCCAAGGGCAGGAUGGACAGCAACCUCGGCACUAAGCCCUCGAUUCUCUCGCGCACCGACUUCUUGAUUGCACAAGACCUGAAGUUCAGCAAGCUCGAGCUGAUGCAGAGGUCCCCCAAGUCUUCCUCGACGAGCUACGCCAGCAUGCAGACGAGCCUGGGUAUAUCGAAGGCAUAUUUGGAUAUGCUUGUGCUGAUGUUCCGACAAUGA